Pangasianodon hypophthalmus (striped catfish) is the source of this 1107-nucleotide messenger RNA. Its product is annotated as C-C chemokine receptor type 4-like. Lineage: Eukaryota; Metazoa; Chordata; Actinopteri; Siluriformes; Pangasiidae. Gene Ontology annotation, biological process: G protein-coupled receptor signaling pathway; immune response; chemotaxis. Gene Ontology annotation, molecular function: chemokine receptor activity. Gene Ontology annotation, cellular component: membrane. The record is from RefSeq and is a predicted model, not a curated record. Bases 1 to 960 code for a protein of 319 amino acids. The transcript has 2 exons.
AUGACUGUUGUUGUCACUUCUAACACUGUCUACCAGGCCUGCAACAACAACAAUGUGAGGGAAUUCAGCCGAGUCUUCCUCCCUACCCUCUACAGCAUUGUCUUCAUCGUGGGUUUCAUUGGCAAUGGCCUGGUGUUGUGUGUCCUUGUCAAGUACAACAAAAUAUCCAAAAUGUCAGAUGUAUGCCUCUUUAACCUGGCCCUUUCUGACAUCCUCUUCCUUAUCUCAUUGCCUUUCUGGGCCCACUACGCUGCCAACACUGAGUGGACUUUUGGGGUCUUCAUGUGCCAUACCAUGACAGCACUCUACAUGCUGGGAUUCUAUGGAAGUAUCUUCUUCAUGAUCCUCAUGACUGUGGACCGCUACGCCAUCAUUGUUUACAUCUUCAUCUCCUCCAAGCACUGGUCUAUCAGAACUAAUAUAGCUGUGGCUUUGUUUGUGUGGGCACUUAGCUUGGGAGCCUCUCUGCCGACCAUUAUUUUCUCCCAAGCGAAAAAUGAAUCAGGUAAUUGGUCAUGCAAAGUAGAAUAUCCACAAACAGCUUGGAUGUUGUUCUCUUACAUUGAGCUGAACAUCCUUGGUUUGAUCAUUCCUCUCACAGUGAUGGUGUUCUGCUACUCACGUAUCAUCCCCAUCUUAAUGGCCAUGAAGUCUCAGAAGAAACACAAAGUUGUCAGGCUCAUGGUGGUCUUCAUCAGUGUUUUCUUCCUCUUCUGGACCCCCUACAACAUCGUCAUCUUCAUGAAGUUCCUGCAUCACUUGGGCUACAUGGCCAGCUGUCCGUGGCAACAGAACCUGAACAUGGCUAUGCAGUGGGUGGAAACCAUAGCGUUCAGUCACUGCUGCCUCAACCCCAUAAUCUACGCCUUAGUGGGGGAGAAAUUCAGGAAAUUAUUUCAAAAGAUUCUGAAGGAGUGGUUUCCUCUUUGCUUUGGUCAUUGCACAACAAAUGAAAAUUGAGUUCUCUUAGAGGAGGACCUUUAUGUAUACAUGCUCCUCAGCAUAAAAUCUAAACUGUAACUAUUACUGCAUGUUAUCACUAAAGCCUAUUUCAAUUAGUAAAAAGUUCAUAGUCCAUAAUACAUUGCUUAGAGUACAGUCUUUCCA